AUGUCUAGUGAAAGUGAAACAAAUAUUUUAUAUCAAGAUAAUGAUACUAUUGAAGAAAAACGUCGAAAGAAUGUUAUGGAUAAUCAACAUUUUCUUGAAAAUCUUAAACUAUUUAAUGUUCGUGAUGAUUUAAAAACAGCAGUUAACUCUGCAACAACAACAAAUAAACCACCACGAAAAAAAUCUAGUCGAAAAGAAAUUGUCGAUCAAUCCGAAAUACGUCGAAGUUCUCGAAUUCAAUCAAUGUCUCGAAUCAAUUACAAUAAUCAAUCAAUAAUUGAUGAUGAUGAUUUUAUUGUAUUAACUGAUGAAACAUCAAAUGAUGAAGAAGAUGAUUUAAGUUCUGCUUUUACAAAAACAAUCGAUACAGAUUGGCAACCAUUACAUGCAGAAAAAAUAACUAUUACGAAAAAAAUACGACCUAUUCGUAAGACUGCUAAGACAGUUUCUGAAAAUGUGAAAAUAUUUUUGCCAAAUGUUGGAUUACAAGCAUCAAACGUCGUUUCUGAAACUAAUUCUCAUAAAUCUUAUGUAUCUAAAAAAAUGAAUGUUGCUAUUUCAUCAUCAUCAGAAGAAGAAGAAGAAGAUUAA
Molecule: messenger RNA, 591 nt
Organism: Rotaria sp. Silwood1
Lineage: Eukaryota; Metazoa; Rotifera; Eurotatoria; Philodinida; Philodinidae
Source: the annotation of a GenBank genome assembly